ACCCUGUAGCUGUUAAUGGGAGGAGCAACACAGAGAAACAGAAUCUGGGUGUCAGAGUUUCAGUGUCAGAGUACCAGACAGAAAAACAGGAAACAUCACAGCAUGUUAACUUUUGUUGGCUAGAAUUCCUUCUGCAGCGGACACUCUACAACCACAUUUUCCUAUGAAGCACAGAAAUGGAGUUUUCGUCAACAUUUCAGAUCGUCCAAGUCCCCGUAACGGAAACGCAUCCUAUAAUACAGCAUAUUAUCAACAAAAACCUCAAGAAGCUCAAGCAAAUACUUAAUGUCAACAACAUCAAUCAAGUGUACCCAUGCAAAGAGUGGAAUGACUGUUUAACCCCACUGAUUGCUGCUGUUGUAUAUCACAACAGGGAUAUUUUCACUUUCCUUUUGCAACAAGGCGUUGACCCAAACAGGGCAUCCCAAACCGGCUUGACACCUUUGCAUUAUGUCUCACUAUCCAAAGCACCUGUUCUUUUUGUGGAGAAACUGCUUAAAGCAAAAGCUGAACCAAAUGUAUGGAAUCCCUUUACGCCAUUAACACCGUUGCAAACUGCUGCCAUCAAUGACAGGAAGGAUGUCUUUAAAGUGCUCCUUUCGGCUGGGGCACUGGUAACAUUGUUACCCCCCACUGAUCCUGAAUAUAUUCACAAUAGAAAGAUAUCUCAGAUGAUUCAUACGCUUGCAUCGAAAGGAGAACGAUUGUGCUCCAAAAUUAGAUACUUUAUUGAUUUGGAAAUUGCUGUACAAGAGGGAUCCCCUGAAGAAGUGUUCACAACAUUUGACAGUCACAUGAUGUUGGAGGAUCCCCGGAACCAUCUGACCAUGAUUGAAAUACUUUUUAAUGCAACUGGGAAAAAUGAAGAAAAAUACCGGCAGGGAAGUGUUAAUUGGCUGAAAGACACUGAAAAACGGAACUCCUACAUUGCAGAUGCAGUCCAACGCUUUCCAAACAUUACUCAGGCAAAUAUAAAGAGGGCCAUUGAUAGUUUGCAUGCAGUAUUCUGUACAAUGGAAGAUAUACCAAAUGAGCAAGCACUAGCUAUAAUCCCUCAACUACAGCGUUGCUUAAUAAAGGAGAAUACUGUUGUAUGUCAUGCUGUUCUGCAAACACUAUAUGUGAUAACAAGGAAAACAAACGGCAAAGAAAGCUGGGGCCCCAACUUUAUUGAGACGUUAUGCAAAACAGUUGCUCCUUUUGUAAAGGACCAGCACUCCUCUGACAUUAGAGUCUACACAUAUGGCAUAUUUGCAAGUUUACUUUCAGUUCAACACGCAGCCACCUUCUUUACAUCGGCGGGGAUCACUUCAGUCCCUGAGAGCGUACUGACAUCUGCAGAUAUGAAAAUGAAUGACAAGCUGAAAGAAGCGCUUAGACGACUGAACAAUCAUUUCAGCAAACCAAACAUGGAAUGUGUGGACUCUGCAGCGUUGCCUGGACCCAGUAAGAAGAAGAGGAAGAAGAAGAAAAAGGGAAAGUCGGAAAAGCAAGAAGAGCCAAAUGAUGACGUUGCCUUAACUGAUCUAAAAGCAGCUCCUAUUGAGGAGUCAACUUCGAAUGUGAAGCCGUUUCCCUUCAGCAACGCUGUGUCUUCAAUAACACCGAAAUGGCAACAAACCAGCAAGAGGUGGAGAGCACAAUUAGAGAAGCUGCUGGGCGAAAGGGAAACAAACAGAAUUGGAAGCAUGAAAUAUGUGAAUGAUGCAAAUUUCCGCAUAGCGGUGGGUAGUAAUGGCACUGAAGUCUACUUGGGGCUGAGAGAUGAUGGCACUGAAGUUGCCAUUAAGAGAAUGUCUAAAUGCAACUAUGAAGUGCUGAAGAAUGAGGAGGGAAUUCUACGACUUCCAGAGCUCGAUCAUCAAUCCAUUGUGCGAUAUGUUGAUGCAGCGGAGGAUCAUAACUUUGGAUAUCUUGGUCUUCAACUUUGUGAAUAUACCCUGGAAGAAUACAUCCAAGAUAAAGAUGAUGAUCUGCUGAUGAAGAAACUUGUCUUUCAAGUCCUCGAGAGUUUAAAGGUGCUUCAUUGUCAAAAUCCUCAAAUUCUCCACCGGGAUCUCAAGCCACAGAAUGUUCUGAUCGAUGUUCAGGGGAGGGCCAGACUGGCUGAUUUUGGCAUAAGUAGACGGCUUGACAAAGGUCAAACAACUUAUUGCACAAGCAGUGCAGGAACCAAAUGCUGGAUGGCUAAGGAGACUUUAGCAGAUGAAGGAGACAUACCAUACAAGUCAAGCACUGAUAUUCAGGUGGCCGGAAUGCUCAGUUAUUACAUCCUCUCUGGAGGACACCAUCCUUUUGGGGACAAAUCCUAUAAAUGUGAGAGCAACAUUCAUGAUGGGAAGUACACUUUGGACCACGUUCAAGACGUGGUGGCGAAGGAUCUCAUUGAGUGGAUGAUCGAUGAAAAACCAAAGAACAGACCUCAAGUGGAAGAAAGCUUGAGUCAUCCCUUCUUCUGGAACCCUGAAAAGAGAGUUCAAUACCUGAUAAAGGUUGGCAACACGGAUGAGGCGAAAAACUGUCGAAAGGCUGACCAGGAACUACUUAGUUCAUUGGACACAUGGGCCCCAGAUGGAUCCUUCAGACAGUGGAAAACAAAAUUUCCAUCCGAGUUGGUCGAGAAGAUGGAUGGCAAAAACAAAGCCUACCCUGACAACACACUGGGAUUACUGCGCUUCAUACGGAACCUCAAUGACCACUAUCCCACCGAGGCCGCUGAAGUGAAUGUGUUGAAGCUAUUUCCUGAUCUCUUUGGAUGUGCUUUCAAGUUGGCCAAGACCGAAGGGUGGAAUUUAGAGUCCCCCUUCAAGGAAAUGUUUCAAAGAGAAGACAUCAGCAACAGCUUUACCAAGCUGUCAAUACGGCCUGAUGAGCAUCUGGGUGUCCCUGUUCAAGAGUCUCAACCCGGAGACUUGAAGUGAAGUUUAAAUCCAAAAGGCUGAAGGACUCUGAUGUUGUACUUUCUAGUCGUCAUGGUGUCUAGCCCAUGGCCCGUAGGAAGAAUUUGGCAAAAAAAACGCACAGAAAGGAAGUCCAAUAGGUAUUUUUCACACCUGACAUUGUCAGACUUAUAAUAGAAGGAAAAGCACAGGUGUUAUUAAUAUCAUUAGCAAUGGCUUGGUUUCCAGUAAGCCAUGCCAGUGUGACACAGUGAGACGUCCCGAACAAUACAAGGACCUUGAAACUGAAGCAGCUAAAUGGAAAGCAUCCAUCUUUCAUUUUAUUAUGUUGUAUUUUUCCUAAUGUGACAUGUCUAUUAUACACAGUAACUAUUUUACAAAAAGUGACAGCAACAUAAAGUAGAUUAUAAAAUAAGACUGUCGUACAAUUUUAAGGGACCUUUUCUUUUUAUAUUAUGUUAUAUAUUUUAGUUGACCAUUCUCCUUCUAAGGAACUAUCCUACUUUGAUGUUGUUACAUUUUCAGAUGUUUGUAGUUGCUAGUUAGAUCACAAAUUAAGGUUUAUACACACUGAAAAAAUCAUGACAAAACACAUACCUACUUCUAUGUUAUUCUUUGUUUAGAUACAUAAAGCAUGGCCUGCAAUGCCACUACAUGUUUGCCCCACAACAACCUAAACUAAUCUUUGCACGUCCUGUAACAUUUUUGUUGUCAUUUGCCACCUUUUAAAAUUUUUAAACUGAACAAACUCGGAAGUCUAAAAGCGUGUCUGCUCAUUAAGUGAAUGUUAUUGCAAAUAAAUGAAAACAUAAUGGAACAUGCAAGCUUUACAACAUGAUGACAUGGUUUUGUUUUAAGCAGAUUGAAUGUGUCUCAACAUGUGCUGUAAGGGUAUCAAAAUAAAUGUGUAACAUUGUGA
Messenger RNA from Cyclopterus lumpus (lumpfish), 3819 nucleotides. Its product is annotated as serine/threonine-protein kinase ppk4-like. The coding region runs from base 177 to 2921 and encodes 914 amino acids. The transcript is spliced from 7 exons. The record is from RefSeq and is a predicted model, not a curated record. Gene Ontology annotation, biological process: IRE1-mediated unfolded protein response; mRNA processing; protein phosphorylation. Lineage: Eukaryota; Metazoa; Chordata; Actinopteri; Perciformes; Cyclopteridae. Gene Ontology annotation, cellular component: IRE1-TRAF2-ASK1 complex. Gene Ontology annotation, molecular function: protein serine/threonine kinase activity; RNA endonuclease activity; ATP binding.